Molecule: messenger RNA, 450 nt
Organism: Sclerotinia sclerotiorum 1980 UF-70
Lineage: Eukaryota; Fungi; Ascomycota; Leotiomycetes; Helotiales; Sclerotiniaceae
Exons: 1
Coding region: 1-450 (149 amino acids)
Source: RefSeq, a predicted model, not a curated record
AUGUUUCUCUUUAGUCCGCAGGAUGAGAAAGCGAGCUUGUCAAAAGCAGAUACGAAUAUGGAUGAGGAGAAUGAAGACAGAGUAGAUAAUACGAGAUAUAAGAUUAUGUUUGUGGCGACGCAGAAACGGCAGGCGCAUGGUUUGGUUUUGAAAGAGUAUGAGAAGAAUCCGGAUGAAGAGGCGAAAGAUGGAAAUGAAGCCGGGGAUAAAGCAGGUGGAAAGGGAAAAUCGAACAUCGAACCUCAAACUGGACACAAGAAUGUAGCAAAAGAUGGACAAAAGCAUGAGAGUAACAGAACUCAGACUAAAUUUGCACCUAGCAUAACUAAAUAUCGACGUGUUGGUUAUAUUAGAUUAUACUCCAAGCAUACAAAUGUCACGAAGCUUUGUGACGCAUAUAAAUGGGCGGAUGUAAAGGGAUGGAAGAGGGAGAAAUUUGUAUUGAUUUGA